ACAUUGUAUUAAACAAAACUUGACAUGAAAUGUGUUUUUGGGAAAAAUGCCAUAAUGCAAUUAAUGCAAUGAAUGCAAUUUUUUUUUUAAAGGGAAUUUUCAAAUAAAAUGUCUAUAAUGCAAUAUAAUAAUCUCCAAUAAUAUUCAGUUAUUGUGAAAAUGAAUGAUGAAUGAAUGAUAUUUAAUAAUCUAACUUUGGAGUUCCAUAGCUCAGAUGACACUUUUGUUGUGAAAGUAGGACCGGAAGCCGUGUUCUAAAUAGACGAACAGUGCGGAUUCAAGGCCUAGAAAUCAGUCAUAGGCAACUUUGUCAACACACCGGGUUACAUAACAGUAGACAACUGAGCAGAUUUAAGAUAAAAGUUCAUUCAGACGUGGUGUGGAUAAGACAAGAAUGUUGGCCCUGUUGUCUGCCUGGGGAUGAACUCUAAAGUUACAACAACAACAAAAAAAAGGAUCCUGGAUUUGAGAACACUCGCCGGAACCGAGGCAAGGAGCCAUUAAAAAUAUGUGACUAUGAAUCAUUCUGGUCAUGAUUCGUUCUUGGCUAGGGUUGCCUCUCUUGCCGCAUCUGCCUCAAGUUAAACAGCUGGAAAAAUGAGUGCCGUCGGGCUCUCCGCAGCGGGGCUUCCACAGAGGCCUUGAUAUGAAAUCCCUGAUGCUCCGCUGGCUUUGCCUGCUCAGCCUGAGCCUUCCUCUGUUGUUUUGGUUCGGACAUGUGAUCACCCGGGAUGGACGGUCGCCUGCUGUGCAGAGCACCGGGCUAAGGGGGUACAUGAGGAUCCCCUCCGGCAGGAUGGAGCAGUUUCUGGACGUGCACUGCAGCCAGUGUGCCUUGGUCUCCAGCUCAGGUCAGAUGCUCGGAGCUGGCGUUGGUGAAGAGAUUGACAAGAUCGGAUGUGUUAUCCGAAUGAACAAUGCACCCACGCAGGGGUAUGAGAAGGACGUAGGGAGCCGCACCAGUGUUCGGGUUGUGUCUCACACCAGUGUUCCCCUGUUGGUAAAAAAUGAGGGCUACUAUUUCCAGCAGUCGGCAGACACUACGUAUGUGUUCUGGGGUCCCGACAGGAACAUGAGGCAAGACGGGAAAGGACACAUCUUUAACACUCUCCUGAAAAUAGCGAAGAAGUAUCCAAACGUCAGAAUCUACACUGUGACCAGAGAGAAGAUUCAGUACUGUGACAAUGUGUUUCAAAAUGAAACUGGAAAAAACAGAAUGAAAACGGGGGCGUUUCUCAGCACCGGAUUUUUCACAAUGAUUCUGGCUAUAGAUAUGUGCGACAGAAUCCAUGUCUAUGGAAUGAUCGAUGAUAACUACUGCAGUCGGGCCAAUCACAGUGUUGUUCCCUACCACUACUAUGAGCAAAACCGAAUCGAUGAGUGCAGGAUGUACAAGCUCCACGAGCACACGCAGCGGGGGGGCCAUCGCUUCAUCACCGAGAAGGCCAUCUAUGCCAAAUGGGCAACGCGUCAUAAAAUUCAGUUUAAACACCCCCCUUGGAGCCUCUGAAGAAGGACAUCCUGAAACUCAGAAGAUGUUCCUUGACUGUAUAGUGGUAUUCACUUUUGCUGGCUUCUGAUCUUCUCUACUAAAGAAUUUUUUAUUCCACUGUGAACGAUUUGAUUCUGGCUCAUAGUGGAAAAAAAAAAA
Xiphias gladius (swordfish) is the source of this 1651-nucleotide messenger RNA. It is a transcript of the gene st6galnac4, whose product is annotated as ST6 (alpha-N-acetyl-neuraminyl-2,3-beta-galactosyl-1,3)-N-acetylgalactosaminide alpha-2,6-sialyltransferase 4. Gene Ontology annotation, biological process: ganglioside biosynthetic process; oligosaccharide metabolic process. NCBI's taxonomy places the organism in Eukaryota, Metazoa, Chordata, Actinopteri, Istiophoriformes, Xiphiidae. Gene Ontology annotation, molecular function: alpha-N-acetylgalactosaminide alpha-2,6-sialyltransferase activity. Bases 647 to 1510 code for a protein of 287 amino acids. The record is from RefSeq and is a predicted model, not a curated record. The transcript is spliced from 5 exons.